CGAUACAAAUCUAUAAAAGUAGGUCAACUUAAAUAUAUUGAUAGUAUGCAAUUUAUGAAUACUAGCUUAGCCUCUCUUACAAAGAAUUUGGGUGAUAACCACCCAAUUACAACUGAGUAUUUCAAGAAGCAAGGCUAUUCUUCUGAACAGAUUUCAUUAGCAUAUCGCAAAGAAAUCUUUUCUUAUGAAUACAUAGACUCUCAUGACUAA
Funneliformis geosporum is the source of this 210-nucleotide messenger RNA. NCBI's taxonomy places the organism in Eukaryota, Fungi, Glomeromycota, Glomeromycetes, Glomerales, Glomeraceae. The record is from the annotation of a GenBank genome assembly.